Drosophila ficusphila is the source of this 3112-nucleotide messenger RNA. RefSeq names its product vacuolar protein sorting-associated protein 18 homolog (gene dor). The record is from RefSeq and is a predicted model, not a curated record. Gene Ontology annotation, molecular function: protein-macromolecule adaptor activity. Gene Ontology annotation, biological process: organelle fusion; endosome organization; intracellular protein transport. Gene Ontology annotation, cellular component: HOPS complex; endosome. NCBI's taxonomy places the organism in Eukaryota, Metazoa, Arthropoda, Insecta, Diptera, Drosophilidae.
UCACUUUUGCUGUGGGCGUAAAUCGGGGGAAAUAAACAUUGCCGACAAGGAAAAACCAGCAGAAUGGCCCAGGGAAUGCCCAACCAGCCCAAGUUCCUGCCCCGCGUCGAGCGGGGUGCCCCGGGCAACUCCUACGUGGCCACAGCCUCCGGCAAUCCCUUUGAGGAGGAGGAGGAGGAAGAGAUCUUCAGCAGGCACAAGAUGGUGCUCCGGGUGCCUAGCAACUGCACCGGCGACCUGAUGCACCUGAACGUCUCCCGGAACUGGCUCGUCUGCAUCCUGGGCACCGCGGAGCGCACCACUCUGUUGCGCUUCUUCCUGCCGCGCGCUAUUCCGCCGGGAGAGGUGGCCCUGGAGAAAUACCUCUCGGGCUCGGGGUACAAGAUAACGCGACUAUUCCUGGACCCCACCGGCCACCAUGUCAUCAUCGCGCUGGUCCCCAAAUCCGCCUCAGCCGGCGUCUCGCCAGACUUCCUGUACAUCCACUGCCUGGAAUCGCCUCAAGCGCAGCAGCUGAAGGUGCGGCGCAUCGAGAAGUUCAAGGACCACGAGAUCACCGCCGUCGCCUUCAAUCCGUACCACGGUAACGAGUCGACCACCGGCUCCAUUUUGCUCGGCACAAGUCGUGGGCUUAUAUUCGAGACGGAGCUGAACCCCGCCGCUGAUGGCCACGUUCAGCGCAAACAGCUCUAUGACUUGGGCCUGGGUCGCCCCAAGUACCCGAUCACGGGUCUCAAGUUGCUCCGAGUGCCCAACAGCAGCCGGUACAUCGUCGUGGUCACCAGUCCCGAGUGCAUCUACACAUUCCAAGAAACGCUGAAGGCCGAGGAGCGUUCCCUGCAGCCCAUAUUCGCUGGCUAUGUGAGCGGGGUGCAGGAGCCGCACUGCGAGGAGCGCAAGACAGACCUGACCUACUCGCAGCUUCGCCUCUUCGCACCGCCCAACAGCAAGUAUCCGAAGCAGUGGGCGUGGCUGUGCGGCGAGGGCAUUCGUGUGGGCGAGCUUUCCAUCGAAGGAAACAGCGCCACUACCCUGAUUGGGAGCACGUUGAUCAACCUGGACUUCGAGAAGGCCAUGCAUCUGUCGUACGAGGAGCGGCGUCUGAACAUUCCCAGGGCAUUCGUACUGACGGAGUACCACGCCGUGCUGCUGUACGCAGACCACAUAAGGGCCAUCUGCCUGCUGAACCAGGAGCAGGUCUACCAGGAAGCCUUCGACGAGGCCCGCGUUGGCAGGCCAAUAAAUAUCGAACGUGACGAGUUCACUGGCUCCAUAUAUGUCUACACCGCCAAGACCGUGUUCAACCUGCGCGUGACUCGCGAGGAGCGCAACGUGUGGCGCAUCUACCUCGACAAGGGGCAGUAUGAGCUGGCCACGGCGCACGCAGCCGAGGAUCCAGAGCACCUGCAGCUGGUGCUCGGCCAGCGGGCGGACGCCGCCUUUGCGGACGGGUCCUAUCAAGUGGCCGCCGACUAUUACGCGGAGACGGACAAGUCCUUUGAGGAGGUGUGCCUUAAGUUCAUGGUGCUGCCGGACAAGCGGCCCAUCAUCAACUAUGUGAAGAAGCGCCUCAGCAGACUGACCACCAAGCCGGUGGAUGUGGAGCCAGUGGACGAGGAGGAAGCGGAAGCCAUUAAGACUCUGGUCAUCUGGCUCAUCGAUCUCUACCUCAUCCAGAUCAACACGCCCGACCAGAACGAGGAGUGGCGCCGGGCGUGGCAGACGGAGUACGAUGAGUUCAUGACGCAGCCACCUGUCCUCCUCUGCACGCGACAAAACCGCGAGGCAGUGCAGCAGUUGAUCGCCGAGCACGCGGAUCCCCACAACAUGGCCCAGUUCGCCAUCGCCAUCGGUGACUACGAUGAAGUAGUGGGGCAGCAACUGAAGGCCGAGUGCUACGCGGAGGCACUGCAGACGCUAAGCAACCAGCGGAACCCGGAACUCUUUUACAAGUAUGCGCCCGAACUGAUAUCGAAACUGCCGAAGCCCACAGUGGACGCCCUGAUGGCCCAGGGCUCCCGGCUGGAGGUGGAGAAGCUGGUGCCCACGCUCAUCGUUAUGGAGACGCGCGAGCCGGAGCAGACACAGCGCUACCUCGAGUUUGCCAUUUACAAGCUGAACACGACCAACGAUGCCAUUCACAACUUCCUGCUGCACCUGUACGCGGAGCACGAUCACAAGCUGCUGAUGAAGUACCUCGAGAUUCAGGGCCGCGACGAGAGCCUCGUGCACUACGACAUCCACUACGCCCUCAAGGUCUGCACCGAUCUGAAGGUGAAGGAGGCCUGCGUCUUUCUGGAGUGCAUGCUGCGCAAGUGGAUCUCCGCCGUGGAUCUGGCCCUCACGUUCGACAUGAAGCUGGCCAAGGAGACCGCCUCGCGGCCGACGGACAGGAAGAUGCGCCGCAAGCUCUGGCUUCGCAUAGCGAAACAUGAUAUCGAGGGAACCGACGACGUCAAGAAGGCGUUGAAUCUGCUGAAGGAGUGCGACCUUCUGCGCAUCGAGGAUCUGCUGCCCUUCUUUGCCGAUUUUGAGAAAAUCGACAACUUCAAGGAGCCAAUCUGCGAUGCUCUGAGGGACUACAACCAGCGCAUUCAGGAGCUGCAGCGCGAAAUGGCCGAGACCAAGGAGCAAUCCGAUCGCGUGGCCGAGGAGCUGGAGCAGCUGCGCGAGCACAGCAUCACGAUGAGUGCGCAGGACACCUGUGACAUCUGCGAGAUGAUGCUGCUGGUCAAGCCGUUCUUCGCUUUCAUGUGCGGCCACAAGUUCCACAGCGAUUGCCUCGAGAAACAGGUUGUGCCCAUGCUCACCAAGGAGCAGGCGCGACAGCUCAGCAUCCUGAAGCAGCAGCUGGAGGCGGAGGUGCAGCCACAAGCGCAGUCGAGCGCCUCCUCCAAACAACAGGCGAUGGAGCUGCAGCGAAAGCGGGCACUGCUGAAGACCGAGGUCGAGGACAUCCUGGCGGCGGAUUGCCUCUUCUGCGGCCUGCUGAUCGAUACCAUCGACCAGCCGUUCGUCGACGACUGGGAGCAGGUGAACGUCGAGUGGGAAUAGUCCAAAUAUUUAUGUACAUAUAGAGUAUUUAUUAUUAAUAAACCUACACAGAUCACAA